AUGGCCACCACCAACAGCCAGAGUCACUACAGCUACGCCGACAACAUGAACAUGUACAACAUGUACCACCCCCACAGUCUGCCACCCACCUACUACGACAACUCGGGCAGCAGCUACUAUCAGAACAGCGCCAGCUACCAGGGCUACCAGAGCUACUAUCCCCAGGAGAGCUACGCGGAGAGCAGCUACUACUACAACAACCAGGAGCAGGUGGUCCAGCAGCCCACUGCCCAGCCCAACACCCCGCCGCCCAAGUCCGCCAAGCGCAUGGCCGAAGAGGAUGCCGCCUCCAUCAUCGCCGCCGUCGAAGAACGCCCCAGCACUCUGAGGGCCCUGCUCACCAAUCCCGUCAAGAAGCUUAAGUACACCCCCGACUACUUCUACACCACCGUCGAGCCGGUCAAGAAGGCCCCCACCGUGCCCUCCAAGGUCGCCGCCAGCCCCGCCCCCAGCUACGAGCAGGAGUACGUGGCCGUGCCCACGCCCAGCGCCUCCGAGGAUGUCGACUACCUGGACGUCUACUCGCCCCAGUCGCAGUCUCAGAAACUGAAGAAUGGCGACUUUGCCACCCCGCCGCCGACCACGCCCACCUCCCUGCCGCCCGUCGAGGGCAUCAGCACCCCACCCCAGUCGCCGGGGGAGAAGUCCUCGUCAACUGUCAGCCAAGAGAUCAAUCAUCGAAUUGUGACAGCCCCGAACGGAGCCGGCGAUUUCAAUUGGUCGCACAUCGAGGAGACUUUGGCAUCAGAUUGCAAAGACUCGAAACGCACCCGCCAGACCUACACCCGCUACCAGACUUUGGAGCUCGAGAAGGAGUUCCACUUCAAUCGGUACAUCACCCGCCGUCGCCGCAUCGAUAUUGCCAACGCUUUGAGCCUAAGCGAAAGGCAGAUCAAGAUCUGGUUCCAGAACCGACGCAUGAAGUCCAAGAAGGAUCGCACGCUGGAGAGCUCCCCGGAGCACUGUGGUGCGGCCUACUCGGCGCUGCUGCCGCCCCUGGAGGCCACCGCCACCGUCACCGCCACCACCUCGGUGCCCAUGUACCACCACCAAGCCACCACCGCCUACCCCGCUUACAGCCACAGCCACAGUCAGAGCCACGGUCAUAGUUAUGGCCUGCUCAAUGAUUACCCUCAGCAGCAGACCCACCAGCAGUACGAGGCCUACCCGCAGCAGUACCAACAGCAGUGCAGCUACCAGCAACAUCCGCAGGACCUCUACCAUCUGCCCUGA
Molecule: messenger RNA, 1233 nt
Organism: Drosophila subpulchrella
Lineage: Eukaryota; Metazoa; Arthropoda; Insecta; Diptera; Drosophilidae
Product: segmentation protein fushi tarazu
Exons: 2
Coding region: 1-1233 (410 amino acids)
Biological process (GO): anterior/posterior pattern specification; negative regulation of transcription by RNA polymerase II
Cellular component (GO): nucleus
Molecular function (GO): DNA-binding transcription factor activity, RNA polymerase II-specific; RNA polymerase II cis-regulatory region sequence-specific DNA binding
Source: RefSeq, a predicted model, not a curated record